Molecule: messenger RNA, 675 nt
Organism: Coregonus clupeaformis (lake whitefish)
Lineage: Eukaryota; Metazoa; Chordata; Actinopteri; Salmoniformes; Salmonidae
Product: potassium voltage-gated channel subfamily E member 2-like
Exons: 2
Coding region: 141-473 (110 amino acids)
Biological process (GO): ventricular cardiac muscle cell action potential; negative regulation of delayed rectifier potassium channel activity; regulation of ventricular cardiac muscle cell membrane repolarization
Cellular component (GO): membrane
Molecular function (GO): potassium channel regulator activity; delayed rectifier potassium channel activity; transmembrane transporter binding
Source: RefSeq, a predicted model, not a curated record
UGGUCGGUUGUGUGGUAGGAUAUUUGUCUCUUUCUCAUCCUACUUCCCUCCUCCAGGACCCUGCCUCUAUCUCGACGCCUGUGAAUGUAACAUCUCUUCAACCACCCUAGACUGAUACUGGAAACCCUGAACAGGUGAUCAUGCUGCCUAAUUGGUCAAAUAUGACCCUCCACCUGGAGGACUCUCUGACCCGUGCCCUGGGCCGUUAUCUUGACAACUGGAGCCGUAACUCCUCAAAGGCAGAACAGGCUCUGGACAACACUCUGGCAGAGGAGAACUUCAGGAACGUCGUUUGGUACCUGAUAGUAAUGAUUGGAAUGUUUGCCUUCAUUGUCGUGGCGAUCCUGGUGAGCACAGUGAAGUCAAAGCGGUGCGAGCAUUCUGACGACCCCUACCACAAAUACAUCGAGGAGGACUGGACUGCCCAGCUCCAACAGCAGAGAGUCGUCAUAAACAACCCCACAGCCAACUAAUCUAAUUUAUAUGCACACACUCCAUGUACAAACACACACAUAUACCAUGUACAAACACAUAGGCACACACACACGCACGUACAGACACACAAUGCUACUAAAGUCAAAUAAUCUUAUAGUAUUAGUAACAAAAGUGUUGUAGUGACUGUAUAACUGAUAUGUUGAUCAUGGAUAGUAAUCAAAAUAAAGAAGUGGUUCAUUA